Messenger RNA from Cololabis saira (Pacific saury), 9997 nucleotides. RefSeq names its product ATM serine/threonine kinase (gene atm). Gene Ontology annotation, molecular function: protein binding; protein serine/threonine kinase activity. Lineage: Eukaryota; Metazoa; Chordata; Actinopteri; Beloniformes; Belonidae. Gene Ontology annotation, biological process: DNA repair. Bases 177 to 9455 code for a protein of 3092 amino acids. The record is from RefSeq and is a predicted model, not a curated record. The transcript has 63 exons.
GUGCGUGUGUUUGCAGGCAUGGCAAAGUUGUUAUGAUAGUCAAAGCUGCACCUCAGUCAACAUCUGCACAGCCAAUUGCAAGAUCUUCAUGACUGCAGUACGUACAUCUAAGGUCAGUGUUGUGUUCUGUGCCUGGAGGUGGAACAGACUACUCUGCAUAUCCACUGUCAGACAAAAUGAGUCUGGCACUGCAGGAUCUUCUGGUCUGCUGCAGGGGGUUGGAAAAUGACAAAGCAACAGAAAGGAAGAAAGAAGCUGAACGCUUCAGACGGCUCAUUCGAUCUUCUGAGACUGUGCAAGAAUUGGAUCGCACCUCAGCACCUAAAGCUAAAGGAUCCAAGCAGCUCACAUGGGAUGCUGUUUUCAGGUUCUUGCAGCGCUAUCUCCAGAAAGAGACAGAAAACAUGCAGUCGAGUAAAUCCAACGUUACAGCAACAACGAUGGCCAUGCGGCAGAAGAAGAUGGCUGAAAUCUGCAGCUUGAUCAAGUACUUCAUUCGCUAUGCAAACAAACGUGGACCUCGUCUAAAGUGCAGCGAGCUGCUGAAACAUGUAAUGGAGGUGCUGCAGAGUUCAUACCACUGCUCUGCUUAUGGAGAAAAUUAUAGCAGCCUCCUUUUGAAGGACAUCCUCUCUGUCCGCAAGUACUGGUGUGACAUCACUCAACAGCAGUGGCAAAACCUUUUGGAUUUGUACUGUGACUUGUUCAGCUCCUCAUCAAAAUCCAUCAAUCGUAAUCUAGUGAGCAGAGUCAUCCACACAGUGGUGCAGGGCUGCUGCAUGCAGGCUGAUGGAUCCACUGAUGCCCUUUUCACUUUCUUUUCCAAAGCACUACUUAAUGCCAGGCAGGAGAAACACCUGACAGUUUUGGAGCAUCUCAUGUCAGCUCUGAACAUCUUUUUGAGAUCCUCAGCUAUGAACUGCAGGAUGAGAGUAUGCCGUCUGGGAGAGGAGCUUCUGCCUUCGGUAAUUUACGUGUGGGGAGAUAUGAGGCCGAGUACGUCCCUCAAAGAGGAUAUUGUGGAGUUCUUCAAGCUGCAGAUCUGUGUUCACCAUCCCAAAGGAGCCAAGACACAAGACACAGGUGCUCAUGCUGAGGACUGGAGCAGGUGGCGGGGUCUGCUGUACAACCUGUACGACGCUUUAGUCAGAGAGAUCAGUCACAUCGGCAGCAGAGGGAAGUAUGUGACGGGAACCAGACACAUAGCUGUGAGAGACAAUCUUAUUGAGCUCACAGCUGACAUCUGUCACCAGCUUUUCAGUGACGGCGGUGAUGCCUACGCCCUGGAGGUCACUCAGCCGGGCCUCAGAGCCACGCAGAUGGGCAGUCCUACCCAAGGAGCGGCCAGCAAGCGACGGCGCAUUGAAAUAAGCUGGGAAGUCCUUCGUGAGCAUUUGCAGCCCCAGCACAACGACUUUGAUGUUAUACCAUGGCUGCAGAUCACCGCAGUGCUCACCUCUAAGUACUCGUCCACGGUGCCCGGCCAGGAGCUGGUCCUGCUGCUGUCGGGGCUGUACCAGCUCCUGGCGGAGCAGCGCCGGGGGGAGAGGGGGCUGUAUGUGCUGCGCUGCCUGAGGGAGGUGGCAGAGUGCCAGGCCCGCUGCCCACAGAGGGCGCAGAUCCACAGGGCGGAGCUGGACAGGCUCUGGGUUCGGAUAUGGGCCCUUGCGGUCCGAGGAGUCGGCUCGCCCCAGACAGAGUCUCUCAGUCUGGAGCUGCUGGCCUCCAUCGUCCACGGUGGGCUGAUUAACUUGGACAGAGACUUCUGGAAAAUCUUCUCUGCAUCUGCAUGUAAACCAACCCGGAGUGCUGCGCUCUGUCUAGCCCAGGCCAUGCUUACCUGUCCAGUCCCCAAAAGUGUCACGUCGAGCUCACGCUGGGACUUUGUGGGAGUCACGGAGGGGUGCGCAUCGUCUAAUCUGAAGGAGAACCUUGUCAACUGGCUGCUGAUGAGCGACCAGAGCGACGAGCUGGAGGACAGCAGCAGACCUCACCCCAUCAUCUGCAGAGACUUUCCUCACAAUCUUAUAGCCAGCAUCUUGGUUUCACUUACCUUGAAAGACACAAGAGUCGGCCUGAAGUUUCUGCUGGGUCCUGAAGGAAUACUAAGUGCCUUUCAUCAAGAACAAGUGUUGUCUGGCGGCAAAGACAGCCUGGAGGAGAUUGAGAGACUGUACCAACAGUUUAGCCUCAACACGUUGCCGUCAGAGAUCCGAGCGGCUGACGAGUCGGUGGCGGCGGCUCCGGCCGACACUCAGUUUGCCGUCGUCCCCGUCCUCAGAAGCAAGCUGGAGCAGUCCAUGAUUUCUCUGGCUGACGGUCUGCUCAACUGUUACUCUCCCAACUCUCCGUCCACCCCCGCCGAGUGUCUGGUGCGCUGCUUCGCUCAGCUGACCGGCGUUCUGGCAGGUUACGUCGUGACCGGGUGUUUGAGUGAGGAGGAAGCCUGCCGCUCACGGCUCUUCUCUAAAGCAAAGGAUGUGGCCCAGGACUUGAGUGGGUUUAUUUCCAGCGUGAAAGUGAAGAUGUCGGAGGUGGGGACCAUGUCCACGCUGAGAUCAGUCAUGGAGCUCUGCACUGAGUCCUCAAGCAGAAAAACAAAGCGUCGCGUGUGUGCCAUCUCCUCCAGGCUGUUCAUAAUGACCCUGCCCGCCAUCCUCCUCAGUGACCUGGCAGAAAUCUGCAAACUUCUGCUGAGCAGUGUUUCUAAGAAAGCCAGCGUGACAGACGACAACGAACAUGUGGACGAUGACUGGGAGACGAGCAGAGUUCAACAACCCGGGGACGACUUCGACCUGUUUGACGACGGAGACGAGUCUCACAGCGGCACCAACGGGACCAAUAAGCAGAAGGGAGAAAGCAACGACGCCAGCUCUAGCUCAGGUGCUAAAAGUCUGCUAGCAGAGGAGUAUCUGGCGCUGCAGGACCAGGCUCUCCUGGCAGUCCUGGAGUUCCUGUGCGAGUGCGGCUCCGUGCAGCCCGUCCACGGCCUGCUCUUUAAACCGCAGGAGGUGCGGCGCAGGCUGCUGCAGUCGGUGGAGCAGAUUGACUUCAGCAAAGCCCUGCACCUCAACAUGUAUCUCGUCCUCUUGAAGAAGCUUCCCACUGGGGACUCGCUCUCUCCGGAGGAUUUUGAUCUGCUGCUCCGUCCUCUAGCGGACCUGUGUUCUCUGUAUCGUCAGGACCAGGAGGUGUGUGCUGCUGUGCUGCUCAGUCUGCUACCGUCCAUAAAGAGCCUGGGAAAAAGCCAUCACAUGCCGGAGGAGAUGAGACACGUUCAGGGAUCUCUGCUGAAAGUGGUGGCUGGCUUCUGUUUCCUGAGCCAGACGGGCAAAUGUGUGCCGGCCGUGCGAGCUGCUUUAGUGCAGUGUCUGGUGGCUUUGCUUGAGGCUGACCCGUGCUGUAACUGGGCGUUACUCAGUCUGAGAAGUGCUGAUUCAGAGGAAGAUUGUCCAGUGUCUUCUGUCCUCCCAACUUACCUCGCUGAUGCCCACCACCAAGUUCGCAUGCUGGUGGCCAUGUCGGUGGAGAGACUUUUUCUCAAGGUGAGAGCGGAGACUCCAGCUACGAGGAAGAUGCUGCCACUGAAACACCAGCAGGGGGCUUUUGAGAACAUCUACCUGAAAGCUCAGGAGGGCAUGAAGCUCCCGAGAGGCCUCUGUUCAGAAGUCCAGCAGGACGAGGCUUUCAACCGCAAGGCCGCCCUGCUGAAGAGUCUGUCCGUGGUGCUGUGUUGCAGCCCGGUCUGUGAAAAGCAGUGUCUGUUUGCGCUCUUCCAGUCCUACAAGGAAAAUAAUAUCGAGGAACAGCUUAUCAAAAAGAUGUUGUGUGGCGUCUCGAAGGUGCUGGGCUACAGGGGCGUGAAGACGUUUGUCAGCUCUCACCUGUACUACCUGGUAGCUGAGUGGCUUGCACAGCGACAGUCCGACGACCGCUACACUCUUGGGUCUUUCCCCUACAGUCUGCUGGACCACGACACAGUCAGAGAUUUUUACAACGCUUCCUAUCAGGUGCUCAUCCCCCACCUCGUCUUCCUGGAUGACUUUGAGCAGGUCAAAUCUAUCGGGAGGUAUCUCGAGAAGGACUGGAAACUCUUGUUGGCCGACUGCUUUCCUAAGAUCAUGGUCAACAUCUUGCCGUACUUUGCGCUGCCGGGUCAGGAUUCGCAGGUUGCCCAGCAGAGGGAGAAGGCCCACAGAGUGUACGGCCUGCUCAAAGACGACAGCUGCCUGGGCAAGCAGCAAAUUGACAACCUGAUCCACAGUAACCUGGCAGACAUUGUAGUGGAACUGCUGAUGACUCUGUAUGAAAAAAGCGGCGCCGAAGGAGAUGGAGGAGACCUGAAACGCUUUAUUGGAGAGUUGGAUCCAGCGCCCAAUCCGCCGUACUUCAGCUCUCACGUCAUCAAAGCUACUCUGGACUACCUCAGCAAGUGCCACAGCGCCAACCACAAGUCACUGGUAGCCAUUCUGUCCAAAACCCCGAUUUCUAUCCAGAGGAUCCUGCUGGCGGUGUGUGAAAGAGCAGCAGAGACGACCAACGGCUACGAGCGCCACCGCAUCCUGCUCAUGUACCAUUUGUUUGUCAGCCUGCUGCUGAGGGAGGUGAAGGACGGCCUGGGAGGAGCCUGGGCCUUCGUCCUCAGAGACAUCAUCUAUACUCUCAUCCACCACAUCAACAGCAGACCACUUCAGUGCGACGAGGUGUCCAACAGGAGCCUCUCUCUCUGCUGCGACCUGCUCACCUCCGUGUGCCGGGCAGCGCUGCAGUUCUGUGACGAUGCUCUGGACUGCCACCUGCAGGUCAUUGUGGGGACUCUGACUGCUCAGGUGACCAGCAGGCCCUCUAUCUCACAACAGGUGCUCAGUCUGCUGCAGUUCCUCGUCAUGGAAAACCAGCAGAAGUUAAAAGGAGCCAUCAGUCAGCUGGAGCCUUUUCCUGAUAUCCCUGAAUUUAGAGAGCUGCGGUCUGUGCAGCACAAACUCAAAUACAACAGCGGCACCUUCAACCUGAGACAGGAGAUAGCCCACUUCCUCUCCGUGGCGUCCUGCGACUGCUUACCGCUCACCAGACUGGAGGGGCUAAAGGACCUGACCAGGCAGCUCCACCACAGCAAAGAUCAGAUCCCAGAGCUGCUCAAAGAGUGCCAUGCUGAGCCCACAGACAGUGUGCUGGUGAAGCUGGUCCUCAGCCUGCUGCAGCUCUGCAAACUAGCAGCCAACCACCCUGGAGGAGCCCACAUUCUGGAGGCAGCGGGCGGCUGUCUGGGAGAACUGGGCCCAGUGGAUUUCUCAACCAUCGCCCUUCUGCACGGCAGAGAUCCGCUCUACGAAAGAGCCGCGUCUCUCUUCAGCUCCACUGAGCCGCAGUGUCUUUUCAUCACCCUCAACUGCAUGAACGACGCCCUCACGCAGCAGCGUAUUGAGGUGAGACGGGCUGCAGCUCAGUGUGUGAAGAACAUCUUUGCUACCCAGUCUGGAGUGGACUUCUGGGACCAACACAAAGACAAGAGAGACCCCAUGCUGGCUUACCUCAAUCCUUUCCGAACAGCCAAGAGCAAGGUGGCUGCUGUGAGUGUUGAAGAGAGUUUGGAGGCCAAAGAGAAGCUGCAGAGCCAGGAGUUUUGGAUUCCCCAGGCGGGCAGCCACAAGGCCUGGCUGAAGGCUCUGUGCAGCUCGCUGCUGGACAGCGGGGGGGUCAGGAGCGAGGCGCUGCUGCUGUCACGGCCGCUGUGUCUGGUGAGUGUGGACUACUGUCAGAAGUUGCUGCCCCUCAUCAUUCACUCCGUCCUCCUGGGCGACUCCAAUAGUUCGUGGAGGCAGCUGCUCUCCUCCCACAUCCAGGAGUUCUUCAGCUUCUGUUCAAGAAGUGCUCAGGCUGCCAGUCGAUCUGCCACACCUCUUAACUCUGACUCUGAGUCUGAUACUGCCAGCCAGGGCUUGUAUGAUAAGACCUCUCUGCGUACCAUGCUGGCUGUUAUUGACUAUCUGAGACAUCAAAAGAGACCACUGGAGCACAAUAGUAACUCCUGUGGGACAGUGUGUGACUCCAACUUCUGGCUUGAGCUGAACUACCUGGAGGUGGCCAAAGCUGCUCAGUCCUGCUCAGCUCACUUCACCGCUCUGCUGUACACGGAGAUUUACGUGGACAAGAUCAAAGCCAACAUGGAGGAAAGUCGCAAAACCAAGCCCAGAGCAACACGCAGGAUCAACUUUGAGGACAACAGCCAGAACUUCACCAUUUCCACUCUGACUGCGAAGAGUGUGGAAGACACUAAUAUCAGUCUGCAGGAGCUGCUGAUCGAGGUGUAUCGCAGCAUCGGAGAGCCUGAUAGCCUGUAUGGCUGCGGAGGAGAGACAAUGACCAGUCCACUGACAAGGAUUCGAACCUAUGAACAUGAAGCUAUGUGGGGAAAAGCGCUGAGCUCGUACGAUCUUCACUCCACUCUACCUGAGGUCACUCGGCAAGUUGGCAUUGUGGAGGGCCUGCAGAACUUUGGUCUCAGCAACAUCCUGGCCACCUACAUGAGGGGUCUGGAGAGUGAAGGGGUGGAGUGGGGAGCCGAGCUGCGAGAGCUGCGCUUUCAGGCAGCGUGGAGAAGCACCCAGUGGGACUGCGAGCUGGCAGAGAGGAGUGAGAAAUCUAAUCCUGGCUUCCACGAAUCGGUCUUUUGUGCCCUGCAAGCACUGAGGGACAAAGAAUUCUCCAUAUUUGAUGAAACUCUGAAAGAGGCUAGAGGUGCCGAGGUGGAGGAGCUCUGCAGGGGCAGCCUGGAGGCCGUGUCUUCUCUGUAUCCAGUCCUCAGGAACCUGCAGAGCAUCAGGGAGCUGGAGAGUGUUAAACAGCUCUUCUCCAGACCCUUCUCUGAUGUGGCUCUGAGAGACACUUGCAGCCAGUGGCGGCAGCAGUCGCAGCUGCUCGUGGACAGCGACUUUGCCGUGGUGGAGCCCAUUCUAGCCGUGCGCUCCGUGGCCCAGCAAGCCCUGUUAUCCAGGUGUGGAAACGCAGACGGCGCGGAAUACCUCAGCUCUGUGCUCACCGAACACCUCAUGGAGCUGUGCCGCUUGGCUCGCAACGCUGGAAAUACACAGCUCGCAGAGUGUGCAGUACAUCAGAUGAAGCAGCACAGCGGUGGAGGGGCCCGGGCGUCGCUGCCGGUGUCGUCGUGGCAGCUGGAGGAGGCCCAGGUGUUCUGGGCGAAGGGAGAACAGGGUCUGGCUCUGGGCCUGCUGAGACAGAUGACUAACAGUCUAGAGGAGAAGGUGGAUUUAAAUCCCGCUUUGGCUCCACUGUACACCGAGUGCCUCAGAUUGUGUGGGACCUGGCUGGCUGAGACCUGCUUGGAAAGUCCUGGAGUUAUUCUGGAAAAGUACCUGGAGAGAGCCGUGGAGGUGAUAGAGGAGGAAUCGCAGGACUCCAGGCUCCGGAGUCAGCGGACUGAGGCGUUCCUGUCUCUGGCUCGCUUCUCCGACGCUCAGUACCAGAGCAUCGACAAGUACAUGAACUCCUCCGAGUUUGAGAACAAGCAGGCCCUGCUGAAGAAGGCAGAGGAGGAAGUGGACUUGAUGAGGGAGCGCAAAGUGAUCUCCAACAGGUACACAGUGAAAGUGCAAAAAGAGCUGGAGCUGGACAGGAAGGCUCUGUCCAACCUCCGGGCGGACAGGCAGCGCUUCCUGUGCAAGGCUGUGGAGAACUACAUCCGGUGUCUGGAGCAGGGCGAGGAGCACGACACCUGGGUGUUUCGCCUGGCGUCACUCUGGCUGGAGAACGCUGACAUCAAAGUCGUAAACGACAUGAUGAAGAAAGGAGUAAAGAAGAUCCCGUCCUACAAGUUUCUGCCCCUCAUGUAUCAGCUGGCUGCUCGAAUGGGAACCAAGAUGGCGACCGGUGUCUCCGAGGACACGGGCUUCCACACCGUCCUCAACGAUCUGAUCUGCCGAGCCUCUCUGGAACACCCACACCACACGCUCUUCAUCAUCUUCGCCCUGGUGAACGCCGACAAAGACGAGAUCUUUUGCAAGUCUCGACCCUCUAAGAGUGCUCCGCGGCAGACCUCGCCCUUUGACCUGGAACGCUCAGGUGUGGCUCGAGAGAUCAUCGCUGCCAUCAGGAAGAAGCGCGGUGAGAUGAUCCGAGGUAUCGAGCGCCUGUGCGACGCUUACAUCACUCUGGCUUACAUGGACGCGAGCAAGCACAAGACUGAGAAGAAGGCCAUUCCCAUCCCUGCAGAUCAGCCCAUCAUGAAAAUCAAAGACCUCAAUCAGGUUGUCAUCCCCACUAUGGAGAUUAAGGUGGAUCCAUCUGGUCGCUAUGACAACCUGGUGACGAUUCACUCCUUCAAGCCCCACUAUCACUUGGCCGGAGGAGUCAAUCUGCCCAAGAUCAUCGACUGCCUGGGCUCUGAUGGGAAGAGCAGGAGGCAGCUGGUCAAAGGUCAGGACGACCUACGGCAGGAUGCGGUGAUGCAGCAGGUCUUCAGCAUGUGCUCCAUGCUGCUGCAGCGCAACACAGACACUCGGAAGAGGAAGCUCAACAUCAGACGAUACAAGGUGGUGCCGUUCUCGCAGCGCAGCGGUGUGUUGGAGUGGUGCUCGGGCACCAUGCCCAUCGGGGAGUUCCUGGCGGAGCCCAACAAAGGAGCCCACAAACGUUUCCGACCCCUGGACCUGGCCAACAUGGCCUGCCGCAGGAAGAUGAUGGAAGCUCAAUGUCUUGGAUUUGAUGGGAAGCUCGAGGCAUACAACGAAGUGUGCAAAAAGUUCAGGCCGGUCUUUAGGUAUUUCUGCAUGGAGCGAUUCCUGGAUCCCGCUGUGUGGAUGGAGAAGCGGCUGGCUUAUACUCGCAGCGUGGCCACCUCAUCCAUAGUGGGCUACAUCGUUGGUCUUGGCGACAGACACAUCCAGAACAUCCUGAUCGAUGAGCAGACGGCUGAGCUGGUGCACAUUGACUUAGGCGUAGCCUUUGAGCAGGGGAAGAUCCUCCCCACCCCGGAGACGGUGCCCUUCAGGCUCUCUCGGGACAUCGUGGAUGGGAUGGGCAUCACUGGAGUGGAGGGAGUUUUUAGGAGAUGCUGUGAGAAGACAAUGGAAGUGAUGAGGAGCUCGCAAGAAGCCCUUCUGACAAUAGUUGAGGUGCUGCUGUACGACCCUCUGUUUGACUGGACCAUGAACCCUCUAAAGGCCUUCUACCUGCAGCACGACGAGCAGCAGGAGCUCAAUGCCACGCUAAGCUCCACCAUGGGAGGCGACGUCAUCGACAACCACCGUAAAUCCAGUGACAACCAGAACUCCAACAAGGUGGCGAAGCGGGUGCUGCUGCGGCUGCAGGAGAAGCUGAAGGGGGUGGAGGAGGGAACGGUGCUCAGCGUAGGGGGGCAGGUCAACCUGCUCAUUCAACAAGCCAUGGACCCCAAAAACCUCAGCAGACUCUUCCCAGGGUGGCAGGCCUGGGUGUAGAGCGCAGGAAAGGUACAUGUGGGGACUCAAGUUACUACUUUAACACCCAGAAAUAAAUGAGCUGAUGGAAACAGGUCAGCAUCAUUUUGGAACCGUGUUUCUGCCAACGUUUGCACUUUAAUAGAAAGCCAUAGUAGGAGAUCUUGUUGAAUGUUCGGGAAAAAAAUUAACUGUGGAAUUAGACAAUGCACCAGUGUAAAGUCCUGAAUGUGGCGUGUUUGUGGAAACACUUCCUUAUUCUUGACUGAAUGGUGAAGCGAUGAAUUACAGAUAGCAACUCUCCAAAGUUCUCAUGAAUGUAUACUGUAUCGUAUCUCUACAGUUGCAUCAUUAUCAGGCACAGUUUUGGUUCCUUUUAACUGUCUUCUAACAAUCAGAGGUCAGUUAUUUUAUUCAUAGGUUAAAGAUUAAUGAUGCAAAAAAAUAGGAAUGUGAGAUGUAUGUAUAGUUUCUACUUUUCAUCAACUACUUUGUUGAUUUGCCUUCCUUUGCCUGCUGCUCAUUAACGUGACUAUCAUUUAAUAAAUAUAAAAAUAUGCUUG